This is a messenger RNA of Chaetomium fimeti, 1644 nucleotides long. RefSeq lists its product as uncharacterized. Lineage: Eukaryota; Fungi; Ascomycota; Sordariomycetes; Sordariales; Chaetomiaceae. The record is from RefSeq and is a predicted model, not a curated record. The transcript has a single exon. Bases 401 to 1612 code for a protein of 403 amino acids.
CUCGUUGGGACGGAUUGCCGGGCCCAUUCACACUGCACGAAGCCGAACGGUUUCGGCAGGUAGCAUUGCCGAGUGUGUUUCUUCCAGGUUGGGAACCCGGGUCCGCUGCCCGCUGCUGCCUUCACUCGCCAGUCUCCAGAGCUGUGCCGGUGUGGUAACAAAAGGACACCUCCAUCGCCCGACCUAACAAGACAACCCAGGCCUUUAUCUCUCUGUGGAUUCGACAAAGCAGCAAACAUUCCCGACACAACAUUGUGUGGAAGGUGCCUCACACGGUCACACCGCCCAUUCAAUCUUCGACGUCAACCCCUCAGAGUCACCAACCCCUUCUCGUUCGAUUGUUUUUUACAACAUCAAACCCCCUCCUGCGAAUCUCCAAACACAAACGGCUCAUUCGAAAAUGGCCACGAGGGCGGCAACCGUGGUGCCCCCUUUCCCCUACGAACCAGGCAGCACGUUCGUAAUCAAGGCCCAUACACCGCCUCCGCCGUUCGGGCCAUACUACAAAAACAAGAACCCCGUGAGGGUUCCGGUCCGGGGCCUGGAGUAUGGGUCUGGAAACCGAGUGGGCCAUAUGGGCUUCGUCAUCUCGAACCCUCCCCUCGACCCGGAGGCGACGGCCAAGACUAAGGCACAACCACAACGGGUAUUGACCAUCGCCCGGAAGAUCAGUCAUAAACCGAAGGAGGAUGGCGGCGGCCCGGUUGUUGUUCGCUGUUCCCUCGACUCGGAUAAGACAACUACAUACAUCGCCAAGAUCUAUGACGGUUUCGAGUACGCGCUGGCCGAACCCGGCGAGACUGGUUGCGACUGCAUGUACGUGGCCGACAUGGAUUACAGCCGAGAGGCGGCCGCCUACGAGAGCAUCCCCGCGAGACUUCAAGGUUCCAUCGUCCCGCGCUACUUCGGCUCUUGGACCUUCCCUCUCCCAACCGGCGCCCAGGGCCGGCGCCGAUGGGUGCGCAUGGUCCUGAUGGAGGACGUCCCUGGCGAGUGCAUGCUGGACAUGAUUCUGCGUGCCAGGGGAGCGACUCGAAGCAACCCGGAGCCCGACGCGUGGUCGGCGGAACCCCCUGGCCUCGAUUACAGCCUUCUUCCGCCAGAAAAGGAGCGUCUCGAUAUCUUAGCGCGCAUUGUCGAGGCUGAGGCCGAGCUCCAGUGGUACGGGGGCGUGAUGCACGGUGAUGUGGAGCCUCGGAACGUGAUCAUUUCUCGCCGGGGGCCCGCCAGCGCGUCGCCGCGCGUCACCAUCAUCGACUUCAACCUCUCGUACGUGCCGCAGCGCUGUGAGGCCGGCCGCCGGAUGAUCGCUGAAACAGGCCACGGCAAAGGCUUACCCGUCUCGAUCAUCGAACGGUAUUGGCUUGAGUCGCACUUUGCCUACGGAGGCGUGUAUAGCGAGUGGAUUCCACAAAGCUGGGUGGUGGAGGAUGAACCCCUUUUUCCCCCAAUGAGAUGGUUGAUCGACAGGUGGUUAGGGUCUCCGAGAUUCCGACCGCCGUCUGAGAAGUUUUUCAACCUCCCGUUUCACCGAAAUUUGGAUGAGCCUUUUCGCCAGCUGUUUGAGGAAUUGAAGGCUGCUGUAGCGAAGGAUCGCCAGGCACGCGGAUGAGGACUCUCUGGAAGACAUCAACGCUAGGACUC